Bipolaris maydis ATCC 48331 is the source of this 721-nucleotide messenger RNA. RefSeq names its product NADH-ubiquinone oxidoreductase B18 subunit-domain-containing protein. NCBI's taxonomy places the organism in Eukaryota, Fungi, Ascomycota, Dothideomycetes, Pleosporales, Pleosporaceae. The record is from RefSeq and is a predicted model, not a curated record. Gene Ontology annotation, cellular component: mitochondrion.
AAGCAACUUCGCCCGCAAACGACGCUCCCGCCCACCACUUUCCCCUCGUCCUGCGUGCCAUUGACGACAAACACCACCCUGGGCCGCCAUUAUGACUGUCACAGACUCCAUCAAGCAUGCCAUCGGCCUCGGCGAGCCCCGGAAGGCUACCCGUGAGGAGAUGAGCGCUGCUAAGCUGCCCCUGCCCUACAGAGAUUCAUGCGCACACCUUUUGAUUCCGCUGAACCGGUGUCGGUACGAGGAGUACUACCUACCAUGGAAGUGCGAGAAUGAGCGACACUCGUACGAGAAGUGCCAGUACGAGGAGUUCAAGGAGCGCGUGAAGAAGAUGGAUGAGCUGAGGGCGGCCAAGGGCGGAGAGCGAAGCAAUUAGAGCGUUGGCAGGUGCCCAUUCAGGGUAGAUUACGGAAACGACAGUCAUGAGCGGAUGCCGCUGCAUGUAUAUACCGAAGCAGCAGAGGACACGCAAUUUCAGGACUGAAGACACUCAAAGGCUACCAGACAUGACGCCAUGACUUGAGGACAUGGCAGCAACUUGGCGCCUUCUUUGAGUACCACGAGACAGGCUUGAUCAGCACUGCAAUCCAAACUUACGCUAAAGCAAGACUGUAAUCGAUAUUUAUUACAGAAUUGCGAUGGCCUGUAUAGACAGAGACAGAUACAUAUGUGUAGUCGACUGUUUACAGCUUUGGUUUAGAGUCUUCCUGCGCAGCCUUGCUCC